AUGCACAUCGCUAAUUUCCGCGUGGCUCUCCUCUGCGGAGUCACCCUCGCAAAUCAAGACUGCACCACAACCUCCCAAUCCCCUUCUUACUGGAACAUCAACGAUCUGGUAUUAAAGGUCUACGACUGGGACAAGGGUGGUUCGAUGGGAACAUUUGGGUUUACAUCAUUUUCCUCAGCAACAAACAAGACGGUGGAGUGUCUGGCUCAGGACGUUGAUCUAGCAAACUUGGGGGAGGAUGGGUCGUGGUCAAAGUGCAGUGAUCCUGGGGUAGAGUUUCGGUUUGAUUUCGAGGAGAUGAGCUUGAGUUUGAAGGAAACGUGGACGUGUGAAGGGUCUCCGGGAGUUACCUUCAGUGCCAACGCGACAGGACUUAUGAUGUUGCAUGGUUGUCUGGAUAGUGAUACAGAUAAGGGUGUUGAGUCUGAUUGUUAUGUCAUGGAGUUUGACAUGGCGAGUGAUGUUACCACUUCAGCGGUGAUAUAG
Molecule: messenger RNA, 486 nt
Organism: Podospora pseudocomata
Lineage: Eukaryota; Fungi; Ascomycota; Sordariomycetes; Sordariales; Podosporaceae
Exons: 2
Coding region: 1-486 (161 amino acids)
Source: RefSeq, a predicted model, not a curated record